Messenger RNA from Bursaphelenchus xylophilus (pine wood nematode), 2592 nucleotides. Lineage: Eukaryota; Metazoa; Nematoda; Chromadorea; Rhabditida; Aphelenchoididae. The record is from the annotation of a GenBank genome assembly.
AUGAAGGAUAUGAAUUGUAAGGUCAGCUCAAAGAUAUCCCUUGUAAUGUUUUAGUGGACUUUAAUUCUCGACGUCCUCGAAUCCCAGUAGAGUCGAUGGAGGUGUCGAUAUCGGACAACGAAUUAAAUGAACGAUAUAAAAAGAUCAAGGAAACAUCGGGUAUUUUGAAGAUGAACGGUCAGAUCUACGAAGGUGUGAAGGUAGAUGAUCUUAUUUAUGUCGCUGAACUGGGCAGGGGGACCUGUGGAACCGUCUCCAAACGAAAGAUAAGGGCUAGAACGGUGGCUGUUAAAGUGAGACAAGAAAAACAAGCAUUUUAAUUGAAUUCGAUUACAUAAUUUCUUAGGAGAUGAAGCGCACGGAUAACAUCCAAGAAUCGAAGCGAAUCCUCAUGGACUUGGACGUGGUUCGAAAGUCGAAUGAAUGCCCUCAUAUCGUGCAAUGUUUCGGGUACAUAAUCACAGAGGAUUAUCUCUAUAUUUGCAUGGAAGUGAUGGCCAGUUGUUUUGAGAAGGUUCUGAUUAACAGGAAUUACACUGGACUGCCUGAGGCAAUAAUUGGGAAAGUUGCUUUGGCGGUGGUCGAAGCUCUGUCCUAUCUCAAGAAUGUCCAUGUAAGUCUUGUCCUUCCGGUAUGUCAUGGUCUUAGAGUCUCAUGCAUCGAGAUAUAAAACCAUCGAAUAUUUUGUUGGACUGGCACGGUCACAUUAAACUUUGUGAUUUUGGAAUCUCCGGGCAAUUAAUUGAUUCGAAGGCGGCCUCGAUGUCUACUGGAUGUCAGGCAUAUCUCGCGGUAAGCACAAUGGCUGCAUUAGAAGAGUUGUAUUACUUUCACAUUGAAGUGUUUAGCCUGAGCGUGUGGAUCGAUUGCCAUAUAACGUUACAGCGGACGUUUGGAGUUUGGGGAUUACUCUUGUCCAAUUGGCCAAGGGAUACUUUCCAUACAGAACAGAUCCUAACGAAGAGUUGACGGAAUUUGCAGUGAUGCUCAAGAUUAGAGAUGAAGAACCGCCUCAGGUGGAUCCCGAAAAGUUCAGUGCUGAAUUCUGUGAUUUCGUAAAGAACUGUCUUCUGAAGUCUUGUCAAGACCGACCAAAGUACGACAAACUCUCGGUAAGUUAAGGGAGGCGGGGUGAUGCGACUUCAAUUGUCAUCCAUAUUAUACCACGACCAUUAGGAUCCAGUCAAUCUAUGUAUUAGGUUGUCCCACAAAUAAUGUCGUUUUCGAGAGGGGUAGAGUCCAAAGUCCAUAAAAAACGUAAACAACAACAAAAUUUCACAAUAUUGCACAAUUUUGUAGCCGGGAUCACAAGGUUUCGUUCAAGGUAAGAUUUGACAUAUUUGGAUGAAAUUACAGUAAUUUAGCCCCAUUCCAAAAUUAUGGAAAAAAGUUCGAUUCGUGCCGUCAUCUUGUACGAGCAAAAACAGGGUAUAAAAGUUACAGGAGUUACACAAAAUAUCAACGGCGUGUUCGGCGAGUCUGAUGUGAGUCUGAACACGGUGAAACAAUGGUUCAAAAAAUUUCGAUCUGACGGUGAGGGACUCAAAGAUAAAGUCCGGCACCCAAACUUAUAUGAAUUUACCCUGGGGCCAUUACUUGUCAGAUAUCCUACUAAUCAACAUCCAACGCGUCUCUGACAUUGUCUGGGUGUUGAAAUAAUCGGCGGCUAACCGUUGGAAGUCGAUGGAAUUCAACAAAAUACUCGGCAGCUUUUUCCCAUAUUAAUGGACCAAACCACAGAAUGGAGGUGUUACGUUUGUUGCUUUUACAAUCCGAAGAGCCGGGGUUUCUAGAUCGGAUCGUGAUCCGUGAUGAAGAGCAGAUCCUGUACGAGAACCAGAUGUGCCCAAUGGAGUCCCCUGAGGGUACCAACACGGAACUUGGCAAAGCGACCCCCCAUAAACAAGGUGAUGGGCACUGCUGGAUGGUGCAGCAGGGAUAUCUCACAAUACAGCUCGUUGAAAGUUGGCCAAAAUGUAAAUGCUGUGUCCUGCUGUAUUCAGAUAGACAGCUUAUGGCAGAAUAGGCCUUUAAAAACACGCCGCGGAAUUCCAAAAGUUCUAGGCGACGAUGCGCAACACCACGUUGUAAAGACUACGCUCCAGGAGUUGAGUUAAUGGAGAUCCGGGACUCUCCUUCGUCCGGAGUACUCGCUAGGCAUGUCUCAUACAGAUUGCUACCCUUCCAAGAGUCUAAUGGGUUUCCUCCGUGGUAGGGAAUUUAUGAAUCAAGACCUUGUUUAAUGGGCCUUCAAAAAUUUCAACGCGUUGCAAUAGCGUGGUAUAACACAUGAUGAUUAUUUUGAUCAAAAAUAUCUUCGUUAUUUCGGUAAAUUUCUUUGUACAAAAAAUCUUUUGAAGAACGACAUUAUUUGUGGGACAACCUAAUAGAAUGGUCCGCCGGGUAUCAAUGAUAAAAACAGUCACCCCGAGCUGCAAAUCAUCGCCAUUGCCGGCCUUGCCGAUUUAGUCACUGAUUCCGUUUCAGAAAAUGGCUUUCCUCAUUAGCGCAUCUCAGAAUGAGCUAGAUGUUGGUCAUUGGAUAGAAAAUCAAGAUAAAUAUGAUCCGCCUUUUCCACCGCGGACUAUGUAG